Apis cerana (Asiatic honeybee) is the source of this 25288-nucleotide messenger RNA. RefSeq names its product HGTX homeodomain transcription factor (gene HGTX). NCBI's taxonomy places the organism in Eukaryota, Metazoa, Arthropoda, Insecta, Hymenoptera, Apidae. Gene Ontology annotation, molecular function: RNA polymerase II cis-regulatory region sequence-specific DNA binding; DNA-binding transcription factor activity, RNA polymerase II-specific. Gene Ontology annotation, biological process: cell differentiation; response to starvation; regulation of transcription by RNA polymerase II. Gene Ontology annotation, cellular component: nucleus. The record is from RefSeq and is a predicted model, not a curated record.
UGGGUCUCCAAUUCGCAGCAACCUCCAAGCGGUGAGACCUGGGAAAUCAUAUUAUUUAAUAUACAAUAUAUAAUUUUAUCAUUGCUAAUGUCUCGCUUAUUAAUGUCAUUGAUACAACUAUAUAUUUUAUAAGAAAUAAUAUGAGCUAAUUAACUGCGAGCGCGAUUAUAUUUUUCGUAGGUAGAAAUAUUAUAAUUUAAAAUGACGAAUAAUUUGAAUAUUCUUGUUUCAAUUUCUAAAAUUAUAAUGAAGUAUAUUAAUUUAGUCUUUUCUUUGUCUCUUUCGAGUGUUUUAAUUUUGUCCACAUACUUAUGUUAUGACAUGCUAAAUAGCGUUACAAAUAAUAUGAUCUUUUCGGAGAUUGAAUAUUUCGAAAUAUAUGACUCAAAGUUUUAAGAUAUCGCGUAGAGAAGAAUAGAGAAAUGUUUAAUAUUUGGAAAUUUGGAAAUCAUCUUUAGAAUGCUUUAGAAUGCUUUAGAAUGCUGUACAAAUAUAGAAAUAAAAAAAUUAAUUAAAUAAAUUUUAGAAAUAAACCAAGAAUUGACCGUCAGCACCAUUAUUUUUGUGAAUGACAUUUAUUUAGCGAGGAUAAGAUAAAAGUAGGUAAGGUAGAACGAGAGAAGUGAGAUUCAUCGCCAUCUAUUGGAAUCAAAAAUUUCUAUAUCUAAAAAUAAUCAGAAGAUGGCGCUGAUUCGUAAUUCGUAUUUUUCUUCCUGUUAGAAUUUUUUCUUUAUCUUUUGAGGAGAUGUUUUCCUUAGUCGAGAGAUGGUGCUGCCCCCGAAUUUAAUUUGUAGAAUUACAUAUUUAUGUAAGUACCAUAUUGAACUAAUAUUUAUGUAAUUAUCGAUUGAAUUAUGUUUUCAUACGAAAAUGUAUUCCAUCAUAAAGAUGUACAAAUGCAUAUAUAAUAUCAUAUAAAAACUAACAAAUGUAUUUUAUUUACAUAUUAUUUGUGAGUUUUCUUUUAAUUUCGUUAAAUUUAAAAGAAUGCUUUUAAUUUUUUUUUUAAAUUGUAUUUAUUUAUGUUUAUCUCUAAUUUGUAUUUGUAUCUUUUUUUUAUUUUAUAUUUCAUACAAAAAUUCAUUUCAUUUCAUUUACGUAUUUUGUAUUAUAUAUAUUUCUUAUUAUAUAUGCAAAUAUUUUAAGAAUUAUUUAUGAAAUGUACAUCAUAUUUUGCCAUUUAUAUUGUACAUAAUUACGCAAUUAACAAAAACUAAUACUGUCAGUAUUAUCAGUAUAACGAGUAAUAAUAUCAAUGAAUAAGAAAUUUUUUUUUUAUUCAUUCGAGUCAUUCAGGAUUAUAAUAUAAGGAAAUCUCGAUUAAAGUAUAUCUAAGUAUAUUCAGAUUUUUAAGAAGGAAUAUAAAAUUUGAUUAUUAAUAAAAUAAUACUAUCAACGAAUCAUUUAUAUCAAAAUUAAAUAGAUUUUUAAUUAAAUAUAAUGUUUGUAUACAUUCUUAAAUUCUUAAAUUAUUGAGGUAUUGAUCUCUAUAAAAUUAGCAAAUAUUCAUAAUACUCGAAACGUGCUCGCGAUCAAUUGAUUUUCAAUGAGAAAAUUGACCAUUGAUAAAUCGUAGGGAGUUUAUCCAUUGCGGUGUAAGACAAAUUGACGUAGCAUAGCCGAAGGACCCUCUUAGGUACAUUGGUGGCUGACAAACUGGUCAAAGCCCUCUUACAACCCUCUCGGCUGCCAAAUUAUCGGACUCCUGUGGACAGCGAACCCAUUUAUACUGUCCACUAGCUAAGACGUAGUAGAAUCGGGGAUAAAGACGAUCCUGCGAGACGAACCAAUUGGUAAUCGACCAUUGAAACAAUACGUUUAUCAAUAAAACUUUAUAAGUAAAGUAAUGUCGUACAGGUUAAAAGUAACUUCUGUUUUGAUUAAUAAUUAUUCGAUUAUAUAUAAAAAAUAUAUAUAUAAAAUUAUAUAUAAUAUAAUUAUAUAUAUAUAUGUAUAAAAUUAUAUAUAAAAAUUAUUCGAAUAUAUAUAAAACGAUAUUUCUAAUUUUUCGGUAACUAAGAUUAAUUAAUUGUUUUAGAUGAUAAAGCUUGUUUCCAUAAAUUUGAUUUUCAUAAACUAUUAUCACUUAAUCUAAAAAUCUAUUUUGUUGAAAUUGAAAGAAGAAAUUUACGAUAGCCAAUAAUAUUCAUUGUCUAUCGCCAGUUUCUACGAAACAAUUUUUCUUAAUUUUAAUAUAAAGCAUAAUUUUGUUUUUUCUAAAAUUUAUAAAAAAAAGUGUAAAGAAUAUAUUUAUCAAACAACUUUUAAUCAUUAUUUUUAUAAACUUUCGUUUAAAAUAUUUGUUUCUAUUGAUCUAUCUUAAUUUACAUAUAUAAUAUUAUUUAAUAAUUUUAAAUUCAAUCAUAAAAUAUUUAAUUAAUCUUAGUUACGCAAAAAAAAAAUAAAUAAAUAAAUAAAAAAAUAUCUUAAAUCUUAAAUAUACGUAAGAAGUAUUACGUAAAUUUUUAAACUAAUUAAAUAUAUGAAAAUAUAUAAUUAAAUAAUAUGAAAAUUGAUUUAAAAGUAAAGAAUCAUGGACUUUUUUUAUAAAUGUAGGUGAAAAGAAAAUUCGUGAAGAUUUUACUUUUCGGAAAUGGCCUCAGUUAAUGACACGAGUGUUACAGGCCGGCGUACGAGACAAGAAUAAUGAGAUACGUAAUUCCGACCCGUGUUACGAUGUUAUAAAGUAUAUCGUGAAACGACUUUGUGAUCAAAACGUAGUUAAGGAGCGUGCCGUUCGAGAUUGCUAAAUGCUUUCAUAAAGGAGAAACCGAUCUUUAUGAAUUAGCGAGAUAAAUUGUUUCAGUUUGAAAAAACAGCAAUAUGACAGUUUUUAUCGAUACACAUAUACGCAGAGAAAUAAAAAAAUAUAUUUUUCGUGAAAUGUAUACAUUUUUUUCUUUUUUUUGUUUUUUUUUUCUACAAAAAUUAUCAAUAUUUCAUCCGAAAGAAUUGUUUUAUAUUUCUCUUUUUCUUCUUUAGCUUUUUUUUCCCCUCAAAAAUUAGAAAAAGAAAAUUAAAAUUUAAAUACCAUUUAAAUUUAUUAAUUAAAUCACGAAUAAUCAUCAAUUUACUUUUAUUUUCUUCAAUUUUUCCAAAAUUCAUCACUCGAAAUUUAUUUAAUUACCCCACAAUAAUACGAAGAAAACUUAUUCCUUUCUUUAACUUUUCUUCAAACGUACUAUAGGAAAAUAUUUUAACAUUCUUUCGUGUAUCAUAUCUAACGUUAUAUAUCCAAAAUCUAACGUUAUAUAUCCAAUCGAAAACGAGAAACAAGAAAAGAAACAAAGAGAAUCGACGUGUCAUCUCUCCUUCUCCCUUCUCCAUGAGAAAGAAGAAAAAAGGGAGAAAGAAAAAGAAGAAGAAAAAAAUCAAUCGUUUUGAAAAGAAUCUCGGCAGCAUAACGAUUUUCAUUCUCACCCACGGGGGAACGGAGAGCGGUCCUCGGAAGAAGGUAAAGAGAUUGGGGCUUAAGCCGGCAACAAUAUGGCCGAACGGAAUGGAGUGAAACGGUGGUGGCUGUCGGAUGGAGUGAGUACGGUCGACAGUAGUUGGUGGGCUAUAAUAACGUAUAAAGUAAUUAAGGACAUCGGGCGACAGCCUGGAAAAGGGUAGGGAGACGGGAGGGGAGGAGGAAGAGGAGGAGGAGGGGAAACGGACAGUUUAGGGAAUGCGACAUUUACAUAGUAAUUAAAUCGCGGGAGCAAGUGGGACCGUUGGGGAAGAUACUGGUGCUCGAGCAAUUACAGACGCAUUAGAUUGCGGUAAGCACUUGUUUAUGGCCUACCCUGCGUCGCUUCACUCGACUACUCGAUUCUGUUCAACUCGUUCAAACCUCGUAGUCCCGCGUUUAUACUCGUUUCUACUUUUUUUCUAAUCAACCUCAACCUUUACUCCUUCUCCAACGAUUAACUUAUUCCGAUCAACUGAUCAGGUAUUAACUCCCCGAUCCAAAACUCGUUGAUCUCGUUUCAUUAUUUUACUUAUUUCGAUUGUACAGGGUUGUUGGUUGUUUCAAUUGAUUGUUAAAUUGGUGGAUAGGAAAGGUACGUAAGAUGAAAGGCUACGAAAGUUAAGAGAAAGAAAAAUGGUGAAAAAUUGUUGGAGAAAAAUAAUAAACUAGUUAACUUUUAAUGUAUGUGUGAAAAAAUAUUAUGAAAGUGUCGUGCUGGAGAAUUGAUUAAUCGAUUAAUUUUUUCCAAAUUAAAAUUUUUCUAAAUUUCUUAGAGUUAUCGCGAAAUCUCUUGCAAAGAUUAAAAAAAGAAUUUAUAUUCAUCGUUUUUUAAAUGAAAAAAGACUGAUUGGUUUGCGAUACUCGAACGGCACUUGCCAACUCGGCGUUAUGCUAACAGCUGGCCAUCCCCAAGGGUCCUUUCCGGUUCGUUUAGCGUCGCGCGAAGACAACCGUGUGUCAUCGUUGCUGCCGCGCGCUAAUUGAAUAUCGCACCCCUUACACCGGCUGCCAUUUCAUCUCGCGGCGAUACAGCUUUUAAGUAAAAUUUCAUUUCCAUCGAAUCGCGCGUAAAUCCCAUUUGUCCGAAGCAACCGGCUUUGUUUAUCAUCGAAACGAAUAAAACGAUCGUUUCAAUUAGUUAAUUGAGAGACGAGCAAUUUUGUUUAUCUGAAAACGAAGUAGAUUCGUGAACGAAGGAAAUUUCGCGUGAUAUCUCGAGGGUGAAGAGACGUUGGAUUCUGUAUUGGAUUUGUGGAUUAAUAAUUGAUAUUAACAUACGAUUGGAAACAAGAUGGAGAAUUAUUUUUAGAAUCAAAGAGAGAAGUGGAAAUUGAAAAUGGUGAGAAAGAAGUAUUAAGAAAAUUUCUAAUAUUCCUUUAAUGAGAAGAAAAAUUUCCAAUCAAAGUAAUGAACAUAACACGUUGGAUCGUAAUAUGAUUAAUUUGAUGUUAAAAUCGACGUUUCAGAAAAUGUUAUCUUCGAUAAUAUAUUCGACGAAUAUACGAUGCAAAGUAAUAUACAAUUGUAGAGGUAUAAUUUUUUUUAUCGAGGACGUUUAUAUUAAUAAAAUUUGCUAGUGGAAUUGGUUCCGUGACUUUGCUUUUCAAAUAAAUAUUUCGAUCUAUUUGCACAACGGGGAGAGAGGAUAUACACGGUCAAAGGAAGGGAGACAAGCUUAUUGUUAGUCUAUUUUGCACCCUACCGGUUAUUCUCCGGAUACAUUUCUACCAACAGACGAAUCGAAGUCAAUAAGCGGAAGCCUGUUAGUUGCUGUAAUAAUAAAACCAUUGAAUACUCCAAUCGUGUGUAAUCCCUUUUUAAUAACAUUUUUUUCAACGACAGUUUUGUUUUUCUUUUCAAUGAAGGAGCAGGAAGCAGAAAUAGAAGAAAAGCUUGAUACGUUUUAUUUAAAAAAAAAAACAAAAAAAUGAAAAUCACGUAUCUAUAUAGUUUAUGGAGAAAAUUGCAACUGAAAAGCUAGAGGGCUUUAACAUCUCAAUUUUUAAUUUCUAUAUUUUAUUCUUUGUCUAACAACAACGAAGACUUUCUACUUAAAACAUAAUAAAAAAACAAUUCAUUAUAUUGACAUAUUUUCCACCCGCCAUAUAUCAUCAAACACAAAGAAAACACCGAAAUAAUCAAAAAUCGAUCAUCAAUCGACUCGAAAAGAAUCCUUCGAUCCCUCUUCGUUCGUGCCGAAGCGAAAUCCAAAUCCCAACUUCUGUUCAUAAAAAGCAAUACAAGAAAGAGAGGAAGACAGAAUGAUUCAAGCAUCGAAAAGAGUGUUAAUGCGCGGGUGGGACGAAAAUCUCUGGAAGAGGACCGUAAAGCGUCAAAAGUCGGAGAAUAUCCCCCCUUCCUUCUCGUCCACCAAAACCACUAUCGAAAAAAGGAUAGAAGCGGAGGAUAGAGGAAGGGGAGGCGGGAAGGGGAAUGCUGCAGAAGCUUGGAAUGACUUUGCAGGCAACAAUAAUCGAGGGAGAGAAAGGUGGACGCAUAAUGGUCGGAGAUCAAGAACCAUAAUAGACCGUGGGGUACACGCGGCGGGGCAACCGACUGACUGACUGACUUAUUUGUAUUAUGGCAUUACAGAGGCAACCCUAUAUCCGGGGCACGCACAGAAUUUCAAGCGGCGACCAGGCCAGGGGCAGGGACGCCCAUGCAGUUGACCUGCACCGCCUAAUUUGACGCUUUAACCUAUUGUCGAUGAGCACCGCUUUUCAAUGGGGGCGCCCCCCUCCCCCUAACUGGAAACGCGUGAUUCUGCUCCUCUGUCCGAGGAGCGAAACGCGGACAGGAUGUGGAAAUACGGUGUAUUUAUACACCGAUAUUUCUAUGGCUUCCUUCUGUCGUUAGGGUUACGAUCGAAAUUAUUGUUGCUUGUUAGAAAGAGGGGGGAUAGAGUGAGCUAUCUCGUCAAUUUGUCGAUGCUUGAUGGAGGAUCUUUAGGUGUAUAGAAAUAUCGUUUAGAGAGUGAGAUUUUUCAAUGGUGGAGAUAGCUGUUUCAGCUGUACGUAACGAUCGAUCUUCUUUAGAGAGGAAGAUUCAUCUUGCUUGUUUAUUGCAAUUUUUCCUUAACGUUUUAAAAAUUUUGAAUUUAUUUACUUAUUCAAUAGGAUUUUUGAUCCUUGAAAAAUGCAACGAUCGAAAUAAGAAUCGGGAUCGAGUAAAUGGAUCUAUCUUAUAUCCUUUCAUUGUUCGUUAAUUAAAAUUAAGAGUAAAUUAUAUAUAUAUUGAAAGAAAGGAUCAAAGGAUUCUGAUCGAAGCAAGAUUAAAUUAGUGAGUGAUUGUAAAUUUUUGCAUCGAAUUCAAAGUUAUAGCUAAUCGGUUGUUCCAGUUAAAAAAAUUGUAAUUAUGAAUCGAAUUUGAACGGUUGAUCAAAAUCGAAACGUUUAUCGUUAACGUCCAAUUAAAUUUGGUUUAAAUCAAACGCCAAUUAUAAUCAACUUACGUCGGUAUGAGUUUUACGAUCAGUGAACCGUAUACAAAGAAGAGAUUAAGCUUUCAGAAACGUUACAACCGCCGAUAUUACAUUCGAAAUUGAUACAAGCUGUUCUACGUGACCGAUGUUGAUUUUACGAGGAUCUUGGUUAGAAAUCGUCGUUAGGUUAAAAUGAACGGUGUGUAGAAGGGAAAAAAAGAAAUUAUGACUCGUAUAUCUUCUUUGAAACGCGAAAUAUCUCGCCCGUUGGAUGCAGCUUUGAAUAUCCUCGGCAUAGCGCCGGUGUCAUCGGCCAUUUUAUUACACGUAAUAAAAGAAUAAAUUGCAGCUUAUCGUUUCAUUUAAAUGUGAAACAGAAAAUCUAUAUUAUCUGCAAUGCGUAUUAUCUCUAAUAAACCGGAUACGCAUCGAUAAAUAUUUUCGAAAAUUAUAGUAGCAAACGGGGAAAAUGUUUUUCAUGAUCUGUUUUAUUACUCUUAUAACGACGUUUGUAUUUUUUCUUCUUUUUCUUUCUUUCUUUUUUUUUUUAUAUUUUGCGCGUUAAUAUUUGAACAUUGUUAAUGAUACGAUUUACGAGUUGGUUACUAUAAAUUCUAUUGCACAAGGGUUUUUAGCAAGUAAAUUUUAAUUUUAAACGUAAAAAUUAUAAAUUAAUCUUAAAAUCUAUUUAGACGUGAAUAAAAAUUAAAUUAAUUUGAAUAUCAUUAUUGUUCAAGGAAGAGAUGUAGUGCGUAACUUUGAAUCAUUUAAAAAUUUUCGAAAGCUUAGAGUAAAUAUUAAAAUAACGAAACGAAUUUAAAAGUAUAUACUUAUUGAAUCUGAAUGAUUUUUUAUAGGUAUCUUUUCAAUCAAAAUAAUUAUAUAGAUAUCGAGAAGAUAUAUUAUUCACUCAGUCAAUAUCCGGAUUUGUUAUCUUAUCAAUUCCUCAUUUGAUUAUUCAAUUAUCUGGGAGAACUUCUGUCGUGCUUCAAAAUCGUUUGAAAACACUCCAUUAUUGCAAUUUUUAUUUUCAAUCACAAUCUGUUCCACAAAGUUUUCCAAAAUUCUAUAAUUUUCUAUAUCUUUUCACUUUCUUCUUCGUAGUAUUCGAUCCUAUUAACUUCUAACUAAAGCUUCGCUUUAAAAGAAAACAUUAAUAAUUUAGAAUCUCCACAAUAUUAUUCGCAUUGAAAAUCGGAAUUUUAAAGUCAAAAACAGUUUGAUAAGUUACGAAUACAUUUCUCGCUAAACUCAUCGAGUGUCCAGAUUUAAAAAUUAAAAAUAUUUUAACGAAGCUCCUUUUAAAAAAAAUUAAUAAGAACGAUGGCGAACAUGGAAUAAAACGGCGAAUAAGCUGGAAUAAACUAAAAAUCCAGAUCACUGUUUCCAAAAAGGAACAUCAUUCGAGUUAUCUCGAGAAGAAAAGGACUCUUCCUUCCACCACCUUAAGCCGCGUUCUCAUUAAUGUACCACGUUUUCCGGUACGGAAUCGGUGGAAAAUCGAUGACGUCAUUCGUCGUUCCCACAACUGAUUUGCGAGAUAAAGGCCUCUGGUGGGUCCCGAUCGUGCUAUCGUUAAUACAGAGAGAUUAUACGCAUCUGCCGUUCUCGAAUGCGAGCGCGCGCGAGCGAGCGCGUUGCGCUUGCGCGAAGCAUCUUAGCGGAUGCUACAAAACCCUAACAACAAUAAUGAUGUCGAUUUUCUGCGUGCACGGCCGCAAUCAUCAAUCAUCGACUGGUUAUUAUUUAAGCCGCAACUUGACGCCAUAAAUACGUCGUUAGAGCCUAAGUCCUCGCCGUCCGGGGAACAAUGUUGUCCGCGAUGACAUUGAUGCAUUGGACCUCAUCUUUAGCCUGGCGUUACUUAUUGCACCCGCUUUGGGGAUGGUGGGUAUCUCGACGGACAAUUAGGCCGGCUCGAGGCGAUUUUCGCUCACGUUUUUCACCAGUUUCGAACUAUAUCUCUAGUACGUGUAUUCAAGUUUUUUGUCGCAUGGAAAACUGGUCGUGGAGAAGUUGAUUUAGGUUAGGUUAGGUUAGGUUAGCUUGGUUAUCGAUUUUGUUAAUGUGGGCAUUGAUCUUCUUUCGAGAUCUGUAGUAUCUUUAUUUCAAAGCGUAUUUAUAUGACAUUCAAGUUUCCAUUACGCGGAGAAUGAAUUAUAGAGUUGAAUUUGUUAGGUUAGAUUAGUUAACCUAACCAAAAAAUCAAAAUUUUCUUUUAAAUUUGAUAUUGUUUGAAUUUUUAGUUGGAGUGAAGAGGAAUUGAUAGAAAAUGGUGGAAAAUGUUGAAAGCAAGGGGCGCUUGAUUCUCACUGUAUAUUUUUGAAUCUAAAGUUAAUUUCUUUUUUAUUUACCGAGUUACAUUGGAACUGUACAAACCGACCUGUUUCACACCUUUUCGCAUAAUAUUAAAACGUCAUAGAUAUACUUUCGAGGCAAAAUGAAUAGGAUUCGCAAUUAUCUAAAUUUCGAUUCGUGCGUAAUAUUAAAUAAACACGAUGACAUCGGCAUGAGAAUAGAAAAGCCAUCGACAGUACGUAAUCGACGAUUAAAAUUCGGAAACGAUCAAAAAUUGAUGACACGUCCGCGAGAUACGACGUUCGCGGAAACGGGAGGCGGAUGGGGCCGGUCGAAACGACGAUUGAAGGUAUCGCGGGCAAACAAUUACGCGCCUCUAUGGUUUAUUAACAUUCACGCUAAUAUAGCAAUAAAUUCGCGCCAAGUAUCUCGCGAUCGAUACGCUUUGUAUAUCGCUUCGAAAGCGGUGUGCAGUCGAUAGUAUAUAUUAUGCAAAUAUUUAGCUAUUAAUGUUUUCUUUAUGACACGCGCAAGUAAUUUGUUUCGUAAUUAGUAUUUAGCGUAAGAGUUAUUCGUUUGGUAAUUACGCGCUUCUCUCACUCGCGCGACACUUCCGUUUCCGGCUCGAAUUCCAACAGUUUUGCAUACAAUUUUCAUUAGUCCAUCGUUGUGCAUUAGAGGUUAAUGCGAUCGGUUAAAUAUUGGAAUUUACACGUGCUAAACUCAGCAGGAAAAGUGGCGCGUUUCGAUACGAUACAUCCACGGAUAUCCAUCUGGGACGUCCGCAAUGUUUGCUGCCAGAUACGUUUACCACUCUGACCGUUUUGCGUCUUCUAAUUGGCGAUUGAACAAUCGCGUUUGCCGAUUAUAAUCGCGCAAAUAUUGGCAAAUUGUUUCGCACUAUUUCGUUAGAUUAUUCUUACAUUUAAAUUUAAAUCUUUUUCUUCGAACCAAGGAAUAUUUUUCAUCGGGUCCAAGGAUUUUCUUUCUUUCGGAUUACGACGAGGUUAAUAUGAUUGUUUUAAUUUGCCUUGUUUGCGCAACUUUAAAAUACCGAAUUUGAGAAGAAUAAUGAAAUCGUUGAGAAUAUAUGGUACAAUUAUCGAAAUUGUUCCCCUCCCGGAACAACGUCUGAAUAAAAUCUCGAAACGAAACGUUCCUCGACGAAAGGGACGCCUCAGAAUUCAAAGUCUUCAAUUUGUGUAUUAUAAAUUCCCAAUUUUCACAGAACGAAAUUUGUCUUAAUUCCCAUGUUUGUUCUUAAACACGGAAACAUGUGCGAAUCAACAGUAAACUCGCAUAUUUCUGUGAAAACGUAGACUCUAUCCCCCAGUGGGGGAUGUUGUUCGUAGAACGGAGAGUCGUAAUGUUAAGUGAGAGAGAAUAACACGGAUACAUUUGUCGGUUCGGUAUAAAUGUAAAAAUAAACGAGAGAGUGAGAGAGAAAGAGAUGGAGGGUAGAGUAAACAGGGCGAAUGGGCUAUUCCGCGAUAGUCGAGAGUGAAAUAUGCAAAUGUGGCGUGUAUAGUAACGCAGGGAUAAGGGGGUUGCGCGCGUGAUUCCUGGACAAUUCGAAUCUUUUGUUCAUGACGGAGCUCGGUUGUCGAAUACGUGAUUUACCGUGAAAUUUCAUCGUUUUCAGGACGGGAAAAGAAGGAAUUUCGGGAAGCUCUUUUCAGUUUCUUCUUACUCGCAAAUUUCUAUAGAUAAAACGAUGCGAUUUUACUCGCUCGUUACUUUUGAACCAUUGUUCAUUUUCUUCGUUUCAAUAACGAAAAAAAUCCUUAUCUUUACCUCGUUACCUCCAUUGUUCCCUCCGGGCAUUUUUUAACGAAGAAUUUUUUUGAAAGAAUCUUUUAAAAACUUGGAGUAUAUUGAAAGAAUGACAGGAAUUGUUAUUUAUUCUCUUUCAUCUUACUAAUCUACUUUCUACUAUAAAUAUACCGAAAGGUGCGACGUUUCUUCCGUAAAUUUGAAUUCACUUGCUCUAAUAUCCCGAGUUAGUUUAUUCUUCAUCCAUUAUCCUUCGAUGCUAACCAGUUAUGCAAUUUGCAGGUCCUGCGACGAGCCUCGAACGAUCAAGAAUUCCCCGUGUGGAGGAGGGUGGGGAAGGGGAAAAGAAAAAAAAAAAAAAUAAAACCACGAACAGACCGGUGACAAAUGGCGGUCGAUCUCCUAUCGUUGAAGAUCCGUCGGGCGUAUCGUCAGGUGACAAACGAUAAGCGCAUGCAAAGCGAGUGUGGAAAGCAGAUUUUGAGUAGCGUAAACGUCGCCACCGGGCACCAGCGCGAGAUAUCCCGUGUGAAUGGACCGACAUAAUGUUCGAAUCUAUACCCCUCUCCCUCUUCCCCCUCCCCCUUCCACCUCUUUCCCCUUCCCCCCCCUUUCUCCCGCCUGGAACGACGAACGAAAUGACUGAUAGAGCGAAAAAAGGACAGCGACUUAAGCCUGUUUGUCGGCCCUCACGAAUCAGGAGCAGCUGUGCUGCCUUGUGGCCCUUUAUGGGGCCCCAACAAUGGGGCUGUCGUAUUUGGACAGUAUUAGCGUUAAAUUUGCUCAAUGAAAUAGUUUCACAGGGAUGUCUGAACGGUGUGUAACACCGGGAACACAGAGAAAAGUCGAGUUUUCGAAGUCGAGACGAUCCUGUGUUCGACUUUUUCAAAUCCUCGAAAAUCAUCUAGGGAUCUUUCUCUCUUUCUGUCCCUCUUUCUCUCUUCUUUCUCUCGCUGUUUUUGUCCACGUAUGAUGUUUAAGCUAAGUGUAUAUAUAUAUAUAUAUAUAUAUGGUCGUUUGAUCGUGAGGUAGCCUCGCGAUGGCGGUAGACUUUUGGUCUUGGUAGAACGUUAUUAAUCAUCCAUUCAGCUCCCUCUAUUUCCGGCUUAACAUGGAUCUGAGAAUAGCAGGUAGCUAUACCGGACGCCUUGGUAAUUAUAAUUAGCCUAUUAUACGGGGGACUGGAAUUUUGUUUCUUUAUUUUCUUUCUUUGGGAGGCUCUCUCUAGGCCCUGGACCCCUUUUGUUGGCUAGCGGUUGAAGGUGGUUUAAGCGAGUUUAGAAGGUCGUUCAGUGGGCGGUUUCGGUCUCUUGUGUGUAAUGAUGAUGAUGAUGAUGAUGAUGAUGAUGAGGAUGAUGAGGAUGAUAGUUAUGAUAAUGGGGAUUGAUAGAAAAUAUUUGGCAAUGAUGGAGAAAUUGUAUUUUGGAAUAUUUGAAUUUCAAAUCUUGAUGGUUAAAUUCUAGCUCUGUUAAAACAAAAAAUUUUAUGCACGAUAUAUCUUUCUAUUUAUCUACAUCAUGAUGGAUUAAAAAACAUAUUAUCUCUGUAUGAUUUAACCAGUGAUAAUUAAAACCAAACGACAAUUUACAAUUACCUAAGAUCGGACCCUGCUUCUACUUAGGGAGAUUAAAAUAGAAGAAUUGAGUCGUUUGAGCGCGUAGAGAGGCGGGUUUAAUGGGACCAUUCCGAAGGAGGCAACGACGUGGAACGAAACGGGUGACGACUGUGAAGCACGAUAAUGCGAUGAUCUUUCGGGGACAAUAUUAAUGAAAGUCUAUCCAAUCGCGACCUAAUGCGAAAAUCGAUAAAAAGGAUCGAAGGGGUCUUCUAUUUUCUUCGCGCUUACUGCACUUUUCGAAAUAUUCUCGAAAUACUUUUCUGAAAUGAAGCUCGACGAUUAAUUUUAAUCCAAUUUCAUUCUUUCCAUUUGUACACUUAAUUCUCCUUCAUUUGAUUAAUGAACUCGGUAUAGAUUGAAUUUUGAAAAUUUUCAAAGCAAUUUUGAAACGGCGAUAAAUUAAAUAAAAGUAAAAAUAACAAUUUAUAUUGAAAUUCAUCGAUAUCUUGUAUUUCUAUUGACUUCGAUUCUUACAAUGUCAGUAAAGAAAAUUCAGUAAUUUCAUAUUAAUUUAUGGAAUUAAAUAUAUCAGACUGCGGAUAUUUGUGCAUUUAUAGGAAGAAUAUAUAAUAAAUACCUUAUUUAAUAAAAAAACAAUCUUUCAUAGAAAUAAUUAAAUAAAUAUCCACAGUUUACUAAUUACACAGCAAAAGUCACGCGAAUCUUUUAUAUUUAAUCCGCGUAUCCCCUUCUGACUCGUAUCAACCUUCCAUCCAAUACUUGUGCUGCCCAAUUAGAGCCCCCUUUCGAAGCCUAUGAUCGCACGAUUUAAAUACAAUCGGAUCCCUAAACUUGCGAUCGGUCGAGGAAAAAAAGAAACGAGAGAAGGAACGAAAAAUUGAACGUUGAGGGGAGGAGGAGUAUAGGUGGGCAAUAUCGCGUUGCGUGGCAUCAUCUGGCGUGGAAUACGCGAUGACACGGAUCAACGGCGGGCAAAAGGAUCUCGUUGCAUGGCUAAUAUAAUGCAAUCAUCGGCGUGUAAUGAUCGGGGCACAAUGGCCGCCCGUGCGAAAUGGCUUCUUCUUCGUGUUCCUCCGCCGGUUUUUCCGUGACACCACGUUUGUAAAAGCCGAUGACGCGUGAAAUUAGCGAGCAUUCAUCAGCUAGGGGAGAGGUAUGCUCGAUUAUCGCUUUAUGUCCCGUAAAACGAGACGGAAGGAAAGUUGGUGAAAAUUAGGGAAAAUUGGGGCCUGGAUUUCGAUUGGGACGUCUCUUCUUCUUCUUUUUUCUUUUUUUGGACCUUCUUUGGAGGAAGAUUUUGAGUUUCAGUUUUCAAAUCGAUGACCGUUAGUCAUGGAAAUGUAAAUAAUUACACGUAUCUUAAGAGAAUUCUUAUUAGGAAAAUUGAAAUAUGUACGAGAGAAUAGGAUGAAAUAAAGAAAAAUAAAAUAUUGGGGAAAAAAUUACUAUACUUUCAAUAUUCUGGUACAUAUAUAAUUCUAUUUUUAUCUUUUAAAUUUAACGUGGUAGCAAAUAAUUUUUGCGAUCAGAUUCCGACACACAAAACAGAAUCUUGUCAUUUUUCACAUGAAUGUGUAAAAAAAAGGAACAUAAAAUUUUUUAUUAUUAAGAAAGAAAUAAUUUACUGAUAAAUACGUAUAAAUAGAAUAGCAAAAUUGCCUCCACUACGCGAACCAACAAAGAGAAACAUUGAUAAAAUCCCGGAAGAAACAAUCCGGAGCACCAGAAAGAGCAUACACAAUGAAACAACUAACAAAUAGAAACGUAAUACUCGACGAGCAUGCCGUGUCACACGUACAAUCCCCAUUCUCGACAUAAUUUGUCUCAUCGUAAAGGACAGUGUUGAAACGUUCGAACGAGCAUCGAAGCUCGGAUGAAAAAUUAGCCUUCCCUGAAACGUUUAGGGAAACUGACGACUCGAGGAAGGAAGGGAGGAAGGAAGAAGACAGAGAAAUUGAAUAACAGAUGCGUUCGAAACGAUCGAACAACAAGAAUAUUCAAGGGAGGGAUCGUAUGCGAAAUUUGGGAAAUUUAUAUUCGAGCCGCGAUUACGCGUCUCAUGAUCACGUCGUGGGGGGUAGUUCGUGGAGAAGUUUUGCAAAAUCGUUCGGUGGAAACUUGGCUGGACUUUUCCACCGGUAACCUAUCUGAUAAUGCGUUUUCCCUCUCUUUUCCCUCGCGCACGAGUUCGAAACAAAUAUUUCGUGAAAGAGAUGGGGAGCGACGAGGCGUGUACGGGGGGAUGCUUGUGUAUAAGAGGGAGGACCAAGGAGUAUCUUUUUCGCGGAUCAGGAGACAACCUCCGCUGAAUAUUCUUUUUAACUUCAUAACUAGUGAUAUAUAUGUCAUCUGUAUAAAUUAAGGCUUUCAAUAUUGCGGAUUUGCUCAAAUUUUGAAUGUCUAUGAAUAUAAACUAACAGAAUUUGAAUACUUGAAUUUGAAUUUCAUUUCGAAUACUCGGAUCCAAGUUUCGAAUCUUCGAAAUCUUUGGAUCGUGAAUAUUUGGAGUACUCAGAAUGAAUAUUCUAACGUAAGAGUACGUAGAUAUCUUCAUUCUCAGUAUCGAUAUUUUUAAGCACAUUUGGAUUUUAAAUUUUUCUAUCUUCGAUAUUCGAUUUAAAAAAUUAAUUAUUUUCAAGUACAAUUUAUAAUUAACUGAAAGCUACUCCAUUUCUAGUCUCUUUUUUAUACCAAUAAAUAUUUAUUUCUUCAAGUCUCCAUAAAUGAAUUCGAUCUUCCUAAUAAAUAAUUAUUUAUAUUCAGAAAUUUCAAUCUCCUUCGUAUAUACUCCACGAACUCAACUCCAAAAAAUAUUCUUACCAUCGCAAUUUACCAAACGCACCCCCAAAAUCCCAGAGACUCAAACUCUGGAAUUCGAUUCCCCCGGUUCUCGAACAUCCAUCUCCUGUAACCAAAGUACUUACACUUCUGUUCGAGGGGGGGUGGAGUUAGUUCGAUUUGCAAAUGAAUUCGCUAAUCGCCAAGCGUUAAGCGUUUCAAUUCGUCGCGAAGACCCAAACGCGGGCGCGAGUCCAUUAAUCGAGCACGUCGAAUCACCACAUUCGUAAUCAGAGAGAGGGAAAUAGAGAGUAAGAGAGAGAAGGAGAGUUUCAUUACCCGUUAAUUGUUGGCAACGAUGUAAUUUUCACCGAUGUUAUUAGCCGAAACAAACCUAACCGUGUAACAUAACCUAACCGUGCUAAAUUCACAGAGCAAAUGAAAAAGUAGGGCACGAUGAAGACACGAAGAAGACGCGUAAUGAUUUUCUAUAAAAGAAAAAGAAAGAAAAGAGAAAAUCGAAGUAGUGUGUAAUUUAUAUCGAUUUUAUUAUAUCAAAAUUGACUCUCGUGUAACAUAACCUACAAUCGUGAUGAGUUACGUAAGAUUCUAGGAUGCAAAAGUGUAUGAUAGAAACAGGAAGACAAGAUAAUUUAUAUUCGUUUUAUUAAUUGAAACUGACUUUCGUGUGAUAUAAUUUAUAAGAUGAAGAUUUAAAAAGGAUUUAAGAAAUAAAGAGCAUGAACGCAACGAAGAAAUGAAAUAAAAUCGAUCGAUGAUAAUUAUUUGCAUUUAUUUUUACUAACUGGAAUUGUUCUCUAACAUAACCUAUAACCACUUUAAACAAGAAGAAUAUCGGAAGAAUACGAAUUAAUGAUUUUUAAUAAGAAUAACGAGACGAAGGAGGAUGUUAUUUAUAUUGAUUUUAUUAAUUAAAACCACAUUAACGUAUUAUCGUUUCGAGAAUUGUGAAUUGCGAUGAGUUCGAAUGAGAAAGAGCGCGUGGAAGAACGUGGUGGAGACACGGAGGAGGUGCGUAAUGACUUUCCAUAGGAGGAAUGAGAUAAAACUGAACGAUGGAAGCCAGUCCUUAACGAGAAAUUUAUGCUCUACCGUAGCCACCAAGCGCGGAUUAGACCGACGGAAACCGCGAUUCUUUUCGAAUUAUAUCCAAAGCGAGAUGGAGGUUAUGUUGCGUGCGUAUAUGGAUUUAUACACUUGUAUCGUAUAUACGGUAAACGCGUGAAUACAUUUAUAUAGGCAAAUGGGUUUUAAAUUGCAAAUCAUGUGAUGAAAUUAACUGUUCUGUAAUUCUCAAGACUGCAAUUGUCAUUCGCAAGAUGGUGUACGAAUAUUAGUUCUAUGGAGGGAUUUAGAUAGAGUUUAUGAUAGUCUAUCGUUGAAUUUACAUUGUGCGGGGAAAGAAAAUUUGGAGUGGGCAUUUGUGAAACGUUGACAGAGUUUUAUUAUUUUUCAAAGCUUAACCGUGAUGGAUAUUUCUUUUAUUUCUUUUAUUUAUUAUAAUAAAAACACAAAAUAUGUAACAGUAUACGAUGUCGAUAAAAAUGAUUAAUAUUUGAAUAUCAAGAUUUAUUAAAUAUUUUUAUUAUCAGAAUUUUCAGAUAGAAGAAAUAAUAUCUGAACGAAAAGAUUUUGAGAUUGAUUUCAAUUGUGGAUAAAAUAAUACGUUUCGCUAUAUCAAUACUGAUGUAUACAUAUUAUAAAAGGUCUUAUUUAAACAAAGAAUCGACAGAUUAUUUUCCAUAAUUGAAACAGCGAUAUCGAGCGGUGUCAUAAAGUGCGCCAUAUGCCGUGUCUUCAUGAAGCGUCGAGCUUUUAUCGCGUAUCAUUGUCUCUAUAUUAUUAUUAUAUGGCUCUGUAUCAUUUAAUAAGGAUUAUUACAAGAAUCGACCCUAAUAGAUUCGUAUCGUUUUCAAUUGCGUCCCAUUUUCCUGUCUCCAACUCUUAUUCGUAAUAAUAAAUAAGUCAAAAUUAGCUUCAGAAAAAUAUUGAUUUAAAAAUAAUUUAUUUCCUAAACACGAAAGAAGAAUUACAACAAAGAUUCUUUUUAUUAUUUUUUCUUCGAUUGCCAUUUUAUUUUUUAUCGUAAAAAAAUUAUCGUGAGGAGAAAUGGAGAAUUGUGAAAUAAAAAAAAAAAGAAUAUUCAAUUAUAUUUUCUUUUUUUUUUUUUAAUUUUCUAAUCUUCCAAUUAUAAAAAAUUAUCUUCAGAAUACGUGGAAUCCAAGAUUAUUGCGUUUUUAUUCAAAGCGAAAGAAGAAAGAUAUCAUUUUAACUAGAUCUCAUUCUCCUUCUAUUUUCCUCUUUCUUUUAUUAACUUUUAAAAACUAUCCGCGUCUACUUAAUACCGGUUCCAAGAGACACAAGCUAUAUAAAUUAUUCAAAAUAAUAGGAAAAGAAAUUUGAUCGAUGUAGCAGCAAAUCGAGCGAAACUAAUCUUCCAGAGUGUCCCAAUAAAGAAAAAUAUCCACGCCUUAUUAUUCCUCAUCCCCUUCGUCUUCAACUCGGAAAGGAAACGAUUAAAAUACGAGGGAUCUUUUUUAAAAAACAUGGAAUGAAACAAAAAGAAAAGAGCCUCCCCUCUUACCAACGAAAACAUCCCACCUAAAUUCAGAAAUAAACUUACCGGUAAUAUAGUCCAUCCGACGAUAGCUCGAACCACCCCCGAAAUCAAUAUGGAGGAUACCAUCGAAUAGCAACAUAUACCAAUAGUAACAUCAAAUCUCUAUCGACCCCCCUCCCCUCCACGGUGAAAUCCUCCCUCGUUCAAAACAAUUUCACCAUUUCGGGAACGGAUGGUGCUCCUUCACCGUUCCAUUAUCCAUCGAUUCGAAAACCGGAAGCUGUUGUAUGCAUUCCUCCAUCUAUAUACUUUUAAGAGCAACGUUUCCAACGACGACUCCCUCCCCCAAGGAGAGGGGAGGAAUAACUGCAUAAAUUAUUCAUCCUCCCUCCGUUGGAAAACGAGCGAAAGGUUUCGGUUGGCUCGAUCAUUAGAUUGGUCGAACGCCAGGCCAAGAUCCUGAGCCGAGCCCAGAAGAGUACAUCGAGAUGGUGGGGGGAGGAAAAGGUGGUGGGUGGAUAAGGAUGGCAUUAGUUACGUGAUCCCAGUGGCAAUGAUUUAACCGAAUUCUCGUUGACACGUGCAUCGCCAUACGUACACGUAGGGACAACGUAGGGGGUUGGAACAAGCCAAAUGGACCAUCGGGAGCAAAUAACUCGAUUUGCUCGGUCUACGCGUACUUGACUGGCCGGUAAGAGAGGCAGGAGACGGAUCCAGUAGGAGGAUUGACUGCGAGAGGAAGAAAGGCACGAGAGAGAGAGAGAGGAGAGGAUGCACACGCAGCCAGGAUGGAAGGAAGCAAGGGAGCAAAGGAAGUUAUCGAGGCGGUAGUGUCACCAUAGUCAUACAGAGGUGCCCAGUUGUCGAGCAAACUAGCGGAGCCAGUCAGCCAAACAGCUCGAGCCAAGCCAGCUCUCUGGCCGGCCAGCCAACCAGCCACCGGCACCCAGUAAGCGGAACCAGCACAGUUCUUGUUUUAUUCAGUCGGGAUCAUAAAUUACGAAUUUAAACACACAAUGAAAGACGCUUAACAAGAAGCUAACGCGAGAUUGAGAGGCCCCGCCCGGAACACCUCUUCUUCCACAGAGGCGAACGGAUGCCGGCCAAUCCGAAAGCAGAACCGCCCUUCGACGUACCACCCGACCCACCGUUUCCACGCCAAUCCACAACCGAGGCAGCCGGGACACCGGGAUGGAAUCGACCUAUCGCCGCGCCGCUUGAACCCGAAACCCAAACCCGAACCUAACCCGAAUCCCCCUCCCUCCCUCCCUCCUCGACGACCAUGCCUCGAGAGGAGUUAAGUCGUCGCGGACACGGUGACUCCCCGAUGCACCCCAGUCGCGUACCACUUGGCGAGCCGAGUCCCUCGGCUGUCUCACCCUGCUUCUUACUGGUGUAACAGUGUCCACGGUGUUAUCCUCGAGAUUUUUUUUUCUUUCUUUUUCAUUGCAAGAGUGACGGUGUACGUACAUGUUUGUCGGGGAAUGAAUCAAUUUUCGUCGAGCGAGGCUGGAGUAUAAUUGGUAGAAAAAGUUGCACGUCUGUACGGAAAGCGGCGGCCAAUCAUUUCGAGAGAAAUUUCUUCGAGGAGCCGUGAAACGAACUUUGAACUGGUUGGAGAUGAGAAUUGUCGAAUCAUUGCCGCGGUGGAAGAGAUUCGUCAGAGCUGUGUCGGACUUUGAGGAAGGGAAUCGGUGAUAGGAAAUUUUGAAUUGAAUUGUAUAUCUUGUAUAUCUAGUUGCGGAAUUGGGAACGGAUAUAUCCUAGAAGGAAGAAAAAAUUACGACACUUGGAGAUCGAUAAGAUAGGAUAGAUCAAAAUCAACACUGAUGAGUUACCGGUUCGAGAAUUAAACUUUGCCAGUUAUCUUUCCACCGGACGUAAAGUUUCGUGUUGCCAAAAGGAUUAUAAAACGUGUCACGAGAUAAUUUAAUAACAACCUUCCAUCGAGUCAUUGCCAAAAGAUCACUCAAAUUUCACGGAGCGAACAACUCGAAACAAGGAUGUACCACCAAGAAAGUGAUCGCCAGUGACCAAAUAAUAUAUGUAUAUACAUAUCAACGUCCAACGUUGUGAGUGAGCAUGUCCAGUGUGCAUCGUGUGACCGCGUGAACGAAACGAAAGUGAACAAAAUCCAUCCAUCCUUUUCAAAUCCCACGAAGCACGCCCCUCCCCCCAACCCGGUUUCAAUCCCGGUCGAAAUUUUCCGCUCAUUGCCGAACUAUGCGUGGUGCGAGAUGGUGUGUUCUCUGACCAACAACAACAACAACAAUAACAACAACAACAACAACAACAACAGUGGUAAAAGCUGCAACGACACCGGUGGCGAGCCGUGCACGGACUUGCGAUCCAGCCCAGAGGCGCAGCCGGGCGAGAACAUGUCGUCGUUGAGCGACGCUCACAGGCGGAACAGCCACUUGGAAGGCGACAGAAGUUCGUCGGCAGGCUCCUCUCUGGGCUCGUGCUCGCCACCGCCAGCCUCCAGCCACUCUCCACCGCCUCCCAGGCCGCCUUGGCUGCACGACUUCCACGCGGCGGCCGCCCCUCACGUCCUCCAAUUCUUGAACCUGAGCGCUGCCGGGGGCAGCAUGCUGGCCAGCCAGCCCCUGGCGGCGUUGCACUCGAUGGCGGAGAGGAGCCACCAUCAGCAGCAUCAACAGCACCAACAGCAUCAACACCAACAGCAGCAGCAACAACAGCAACAGGCCCAUCAUCAUCAUCAUCAGCAGCAGCAACAAACAGGGGGCAUACAGUUGCCGAGGAUCAGCGUCCCCUUGUCCACGAUCACGCAGGGGCAAGCCUCGCCAACGGGGAGCGGGAAGCACAGCCCUGCGACCUCCAUCACCUCCGUCGGAAGCAAUCCGCACGGUAUCGACACGAUAUUGUCGCGGCCGGCGGCCACCCAUCCUCAGGCACCCGUGUCGGCCACGCACGCCGCGCUUCAACCGACGCCGCAUCCGCAGCACAUGACGGCGCCUCGGUACGGGAUGCACGCGGGAUUCACUGCUUCGUCGGGUAUCGGGCAAUUUCAACAAAGAACGGAGCCACGGCAUCCUGCUGUCUAUUGGCCAGGUCUUCAGGGAUUAGUCAGUGAUCCCCUGGGAUGGCGAGCAAGACUGCACACACUGUCGCAACAGCUGGGCUGUCAGCAGACGAUGACAGGAUCCGGCGGAACCGGCGAGCACGAGGGCGGCAAGAAGAAGCACACGAGGCCGACGUUCAGCGGACAGCAAAUCUUCGCCCUCGAGAAAACGUUCGAGCAGACGAAAUACCUAGCGGGGCCGGAACGCGCUAAAUUGGCCUACGCCCUCGGCAUGUCGGAAUCGCAGGUCAAGGUAUGGUUCCAGAACAGGCGGACAAAAUGGCGGAAAAAGCACGCGGCCGAGAUGGCGACGGCGAAGAGGCGGCAAGAAGAGGUCGAAGGCGUCGUCGCGGAGGGUGAGGAUGGUUGCAGCGACGCGGAGGCCGAGGGAAACAGCGAAACCGCCGCGAAAAGGCUGAGAAGGGAGCUCGAGCAGCAGUAUAGGCAUUAAAACAAAUGUGAGAUGUCGAUUCGAAGAAAGGAAACGAAUCGAAAGACUAGAUUCUGUACUAGAUAGAUUCGUGAAAGGAAACGAAGGAGUGUGUGGCGAAAAGGAUUUUAAAAAAUUUACAGAUUCCCAGCCUGUUACGGUGCUUCGAUUGUCGAUUGUUUUGUGGAUUGGAUCUUGGCACAAGAUGUUUCAUAAAUUUCUUCUUUCUAAUUCCGGAUUUUUUUUCUUUUUUCAUUUGGAAAUUGGUCGAUCAAAUCAAAAUAAAGAUUACAAAGAUUUAUAAAGAAUUAAAUUAGAAGAAUUAAUAAGAUAUAGUGUCUGCCAAAAGUUAAAGUAAAUUCAAAAUGAUUUUUCUUCUUGUUUUAGUAAAUAUUUUUAUCGAAAAUGACACGUUGAAAAAGAUCUUCAUUUUCAAAAAUUCUUUAUUACGUUAUAUCGUGAUAAAAUGUAGGAAUAUUCAACUGAGGAGGUGGAGAGUUAAACUUUUGGCAGUUACUUUAUUUCAGUUCGCGUAUCAUAAAUCAGAAGUCGUAAUAACAUUACUACCCUUAACUCCAAGGAUAUUUAUAGAAUUAAAAUUAAAACGAAAGAUUCGGAAGAGGGGAAGUGGUCCAAAUAACAAAAUCUUUAAUUUUGAAAGGACUGUGGACAAAGUUCCAAAGUUGAAUAGAAAAAUUUAGAUGUUUCCAAAUGUUAAAAAAAGUUUGAAAUCAUGGAUGGAAUCGUGCAUGGAAUCAAAAGAAGAAAAAGUAAAUAGAAUUUUUAGCUUUGAAUAAAAAGCUUGGAAUUCUGUUAUCAUAAAAAAUUCUUUAAUCAAAAAUCGAUUGGAAAAUAUAUAAUUGACUUCAAACAUUUGAUUUUCAAAUUUGAAAAUUCGUAACAAUUUUUAAUAAAUAUCGAUCUCCAAAUAAUUUGUACAGAUUUCCCGAUAAUAUUUUUAUUAUAUUUUUCUCAAAAUAUAUUUAUUAUCACUUUUUCGUCGCAUCCAUUAAAAAAAAAGAAAGAUUAAAUUUCUUUUGUUCAUACAAUAUUUACAUCGUUAACGGAAAAUAUUUAUAUCGCCCUUUAAUUAAUAAAAAGAGAAAAAAAGACAAAAAUCUUUGUUUAAAAUGCCACAAAGACUGACGGGUUGAAAAAAAAAAUUGAAUAUCUCCUAUCCAAUCGUCGAAAUGCUAUUGAUUUGUGUCAAAGAGUAUGAAAAAACGGAUAUUCGAAGCUUAAAAUAUAAUAUUGUGCCGUUAAAACGUGUUAACUUGUAGAUAGAAGCGUUGGAGAAGAAUGUAUACGAUUUUUUAAAAUAUAAAAUUAAUCGUGUGAUUGACGUUGGCACGUAUUACAACUAUUAUUAAAGAAUCAAAGAUCGAUGCGUAUCGGUUAGAAGAGGAUAAACGAAAUUCGAUUGAUUGAUUUUUAUACAAAAUGUCGAUGAAAAGAUUUAAAAAAAAAAAAAAAUAAAACUCGAAAUUACGAAUUGUUAAAUAAUUCUAUUGGAGUAAAAGAUAAAGAUCGAUUUAACGAAUUUUCGCAAGAUAAUGAGUUUUAGUGGCACAAUGGCGAGAUCCCUAUUUUCACAUACCCAUUUAUUCAGAUAUCUUACAUUGAUAAAUGCUGAUAACGGAUCACGCGUUAUUUUCGUUUGGAAAAAUUCCAUCGACGAAUUUUUAACGUUUAUAGAGGUCUAUCGUUUGUAUAUAUUUGUAUUAAGAUGCCAUAUUAUGCUAUAACGAAAGGACGAUCCUGCCGUCUGGAUGUUAAAAGGAUUUAACAAGCAAAAUUAUUAUAUUGUAACUGGAAGACAGUAAUUACACGCAUGCGAUUAUUUGCGGGAUUUUGAUGUUGGAGAAAGGAAAAUAAAACCGAAGAUAUAUUCCAUAAAAAUAUCGAAUUGGAAUUUUUUUGAGGCAAGAGAAAGAAAAAAAAUUUGUUUAUAAUAAUGGCAAACGAGCGACAAAUUAAAUCUUGUAUUUUAAUUGUGGUAUAUUGAAAAGGAAUUCGCUUUAUUGAUAUUAUUAAUUUAAUUAGUCGAGGAUAUUAUUAGGAUAAUAAAUUUCGACCGAUGAAUAAAUCUAGUCAUUAUAUAGUAUAUUAAAAGAUAAUUUAUAUGAUAAUUGUGAUUAAGUUACAAAAUGAUUAUUAGUUAAAGUUUAUUAAGAAUAUCAGUUUAAACGAUUAUUGAGAAGGUAACGAAUUUUAAAAGGUGAUAAUAAUUUGAUAAUUUGAAAACAUGAAAAGAAAAGAUUUUGAGAGAGAAAUGAAAAUUGAAAUUUUGGAAAUACAAAAGUUAAAUUUCAAUAGUAAUUUGAUUAAUAAAUAAGCCCUGCACAUAUUAUGUACAAAGAAUAAUUACAGCAAUUCGACUGAUUUUAAAAAUGCAUUUUUUUUUUUCGAAAACGAAGUCAUCCACGCAAUUUUAUUAUUCUCCGUUUAAGCCGCAGAAUUUUUCUGAUUAUUACUUUUAUCACGAAUUACCAGAUCAUCCUAUAUUUAUAAAUUACUUUCUUAAAAGAAAACUAACUCUUCAUUUCAUUCGAAUCUUGCCUUAAAAUUGAAAAUUUUUAGCGCUCAUGGAAAAGUAUCACAUCGUUUAAUCCUGCAAAUAAUUAACUAUAAUAAUAAUAAAAAAAAACGCCGGUAAGCUCAUAUUCAAUUAAACAGCACGUGUAAUAGUAAAUAUACGCUGAAUAUGCCAUCACUAUGAGCAUAAAUAAAUAUAAAUAUUCGAAUAAAUUAAAUGCAAAUGCGAAACGAGGAUAAAGAUUCGAAGAGAAAAAUGUACGUAAGAAGAAAAGAAUCGAACGAUUCCCAUUAAGAAUUCUCUAUGUAUUUACGUCCCAGUGAAUUAUGCUAAUGAAAGAAUAAGCGGAUCGAAAUGAAUUUUGUAUAUUCUGUAGAUACGAUAAACGUGAAUGUGAUAUUUAACGUAUUUAAUAAGAAUCUGACGUAUAGAUAUAUAUAGGAUGAUUCUAGAGCGAAUCGUUACAAUUUUUUAACAUAUUUUGAUCAUUUUAUAAAUAAAAAAAAAAAUACUUUAUCAAUAGUUCAAACAACAACUUUUUACCUUUAUCUUUUCUCUUGUAGUGAAUUCAUUAUUUUCGUUCAAUUGAUCAUCUUCCGAGCAAAUAAUUUCCUAUUUUUGCAAAAUAUAAAAAUAAAAAAUCUUUUAUUUCCAUUGUUUCCAUUCACUUUCCUUAAAACAAAACAAAAAAAAAACAAAAAUUUUAAUAAUUUGAAAAUUUAAAAAUUCAAUUAUUUGUAAAAUUCGAGAAUUUAAAAAAAAAAUUCAGAAUUUGAGGAAUUUUUUGAUUUAAUUAAGAAUUCGGAUUAGAAAAUUUGAGUGUUCGAUCCUAGAUAUUUAAUAAAAAUAUAAAUAUCAAACAUAAAACCACUUCCGUGUUCAAAAUGAUUAUCGUACCCUUAAAAAUUAUUGUCGAAUCGCCCCAAAAUCAUCCAACGAGUAGGUGUUCCCCAUUAAACUCGAAGAAGGCAAAAAAAAUGAAAAAAACAUAGGAUCGUAGACGUACACGUAUAAUGUAUAAUCGCAGGAAGCGUGCAGCUAAAGAAGAGGAAGCGGAAGCCACUUGCAAGAUCCUCUCGAUACCCGAAUCCAGCGCGCAUUCUUUUUUAGCGCGGUUACCAUUGUCGAUAUAUUGCGAGAAUGAGAUUUUUUUCAGUUGGAAAGUUGUGAUCGACUAACAAGUUUUGAAACGGAAUAAAUACGAAAUGUGUAAUGAUCGAAAAUGGCGGGUAUACUAGACGUACCAAUUACUCGAGCGUUUAACGUGUUACUGUACAGUAUUUAGAUAAAUUGCUGAGCGAACGAGGUAGAGACAAUCUGUAUAAAAUAUUGUAUAAAUUAUACAUACGUGUUAUC